This is a messenger RNA of Arabidopsis lyrata subsp. lyrata, 1158 nucleotides long. RefSeq names its product aquaporin SIP1-1. Gene Ontology annotation, molecular function: water channel activity. Gene Ontology annotation, cellular component: membrane. The transcript has 3 exons. The coding region runs from base 179 to 901 and encodes 240 amino acids. Gene Ontology annotation, biological process: transmembrane transport. The record is from RefSeq and is a predicted model, not a curated record. NCBI's taxonomy places the organism in Eukaryota, Viridiplantae, Streptophyta, Magnoliopsida, Brassicales, Brassicaceae.
UCAUUCAAAGAUAUCUUCGUUUCAUAGAAAAAAACAAUAAAAACCAAAUUUUAAAAAGAACAAAAAAAAAUCUAUUUGAGGAGAAAAAUAGCUGUGACAAAGCUAAAGAGGCGACGUACCUAACCACAACCAGAUCCCCAAAAACAGAGAACUUCUCGAUACGAACGCCAAAGAGAAGAUGAUGGGUGUGGUGAAGUCGGCGAUUGGGGAUAUGUUGAUGACCUUCUCUUGGGUUGUCCUCUCCGCGACUUUUGGAAUCCAGACGGCGGCGAUUAUCUCCGCCGGCGAUUUUCAGGGAAUCACUUGGGCUCCGUUGGUGAUCUUGACGUCGUUGAUUUUCGUCUACGUCUCGAUCUUCACCGUUAUCUUCGGUAGCGCUAGCUUCAAUCCUACCGGAAACGCCGCCUUUUAUGUCGCCGGUAUCCCCGGAGAUACUCUUUUCUCCUUGGCGAUUAGAUUACCCGCUCAGGCAGCUGGUGCGGCAGGAGGUGCAUUGGCCAUCAUGGAGUUCAUACCAGAGAAAUAUAAGCAUAUGAUUGGAGGACCUUCUCUUCAGGUUGAUGUGCACACUGGAGCUAUUGCAGAAACGAUCUUAAGUUUUGGUAUUACCUUUGCGGUUUUGCUGAUUAUCCUCAGGGGUCCACGGAGAUUACUCGCUAAGACAUUCUUGCUUGCUCUUGCAACCAUCUCAUUUGUUGUCGCCGGGUCUAAAUACACUGGACCAGCCAUGAAUCCUGCCAUUGCAUUUGGGUGGGCAUACAUGUACAGCUCCCACAACACAUGGGACCAUAUCUAUGUCUACUGGAUCAGUUCUUUCGUAGGAGCAUUAUCUGCUGCAUUGCUCUUCCGUUCUAUCUUCCCUCCAGCUCGGCCACAGAAGAAGAAACAAAAGAAAGCCUGAGGAAAACCAGUUGGGAGAACACCGGUCAGAUUCUUCACCGGUUUGGGCUGUAGAAAGAAAGAUUAAGAAAAUUGUUCCAUUCUUAAAUAAGGAGAACAUAAAAAGGAAUCAAAUCUCCUUCUCAUUGUUUAGAUUCACGCUUAUUUAUAUGGAUUCUCUUCUAUGUUUACUUCCUUGUUCAUAAGAAAUCUCCUUCUGUUACCUCUAUCACUCUUCUCUGCUACUUUCGGUUUAGUAACGUCCAAAAUUCUAAAUUA